AAGAUAUUCAAUAGAUAUCCACAAAUGUUAUCAAUCAGAGCAGUCUGAAUUUGCUAUUCAAUUCUUGUCUCUGUUCUCUCCCACUCGGAUCUUUUCCAGAAACUAUAAACUGAAACUCUCACCGCUACUUUUGUUUUCUUCUUUCUCUCUCGCCUUCCACAUCCGGCAUUUUGCUGUUGAAAUACUUCUCCCCCCUAAAUUGAUUUUUAUUUCCGGAUAAAAAGAGAAGAAAGUAUGGGGUUUUGGUUGCCAAGUCCCGGAUGUUGACUUUGCGUGCACAAAUUUGCGCAGUAUCCCCUUUCCUAGCGGUGUCUUAGUUAUUAAUUCAGUCCCUGCUGUUCUCCUACUUCAAGUCACGAAGAUUUGAUUUUUUUUUCGUGUAUGUAUAUUUUGUGAUGUAUCGAAUUUGAAGCAGCUCUUGAAUUAUCGAUUAGCGUAAUUUUUUUCCUGGGUGCCUUUUUGUAUCGGUACUUUGAUAGGAUCUGAAGGGUUCAGCAGGAAUUUGGGAUUUUUGAUUUUUGAUUAGGGAUUUGUCGAUUAGCGUAAUUCUUGAUACAUUGAGCUGUGCGUCGUGAAAUAAAAAGAGAUUCAUUUUUUUGGAUUGAUUUUCUGGAGAAUUUUGGGUUGAUUUUUGAAAACCAAGUAUGGAUAAUGUCAUCGGAGGGAAGUUUAAGCUGGGGAGAAAGAUUGGCAGCGGAUCUUUUGGAGAGCUUUACUUGGGAGUAAAUAUACAAACUGGAGAAGAAGUUGCUGUGAAGCUGGAAUCUGUUAAGACUAAGCAUCCCCAGCUUCACUAUGAAUCAAAGUUGUACAUGCUUCUUCAGGGGGGAACUGGGAUUCCCCACCUUAAAUGGUUUGGAGUUGAAGGAGAAUACAAUGCCAUGGCUAUUGACCUUCUUGGCCCAAGCUUGGAGGAUUUGUUUAACUACUGCAACAGGAAGUUCUCAUUGAAAACAGUUCUUAUGCUAGCAGAUCAAUUAAUAAAUAGAGUUGAAUACAUGCACUCUAGAGGUUUUCUUCAUCGCGAUAUAAAGCCUGACAACUUCUUAAUGGGAUUGGGACGCAAAGCCAACCAGGUGUACAUCAUUGACUAUGGACUUGCUAAGAAGUACCGAGAUCUACAGACUCACAAGCAUAUACCUUACAGGGAAAACAAGAAUCUCACUGGCACUGCUCGUUAUGCUAGUGUUAACACUCAUCUUGGAGUUGAACAAAGCAGAAGGGACGAUUUAGAAUCUCUUGGCUAUGUCCUUAUGUACUUUCUAAGAGGAAGCCUUCCUUGGCAGGGACUAAAAGCUGGCACAAAAAAGCAGAAAUAUGACAGGAUCAGCGAUAAAAAGAUGCUUACUCCAGUAGAAGUGCUUUGUAAAUCUUAUCCAUCAGAGUUCAUUUCGUAUUUUCAUUAUUGUCGGUCAUUGCGAUUUGAAGACAAGCCUGAUUAUUCUUACUUGAAGAGACUCUUCCGAGACCUCUUUAUUCGAGAAGGUUAUCAAUUUGAUUAUGUAUUUGAUUGGACCAUACUGAAGUAUCCACAAGUCGGCUCUAGUUCUAAAACAAGGCAGCCAACAGGAAAAGUCCCUUUAAACCUAGGACAGUCUACAGAAAGAGUUGAGAAGACACCAGUGAAGCACGAGAUUCGGGAUAGAUUAUCUGGUGCAAUGGAGGCAUUUGGCAGAAGGAAUGGUUCUAGCACAGGCUUGCAUGGAGAAAACUCAAGAAACAGAUCUGAUGAAGUACCACCAUCUAAAGACGUGAAAAUUGAUUCGGAAAGAGCUCGGCUUUCUCGGACCGGCAGCAGCUCAAAGAGGGCAGUCGUGUCAAGCAGCAGGCCCAGCUCCUCUGGAGAACCCAACGACAAUCGUCAUAGCCGGCUCGGCUCAGGCAGUGGUCGAAUAUCAACCACGCAAAGAUUACAACCUGGAUUUGAGUCCAAAUCCUCUUCUUUCACUCGUGCUUCCGCGAGAGGCGUGCGAGACGAAACUCUCCGUAGCUUUGAGCUGCUGACUAUUGGCAGUGGGAAGAAGAAGUAACAGUCUACCACAUAUAGCUCAGUUCUGCUUUUUCUGAGGCCAAACUAUGGCAACACUGCAGCUGCUCAUCAUCUUGUCUCUUAUUACCCUUCACUUGUUAUGCGUAUAUCUAUCGUGGCAGCCUUGGUCAAUAUGGCGGAUACACCAACAUCACCGGUCACUGUCAAUUUCCGGUGGCAAAGCCUAAAUCUUUGUUUCUCGAGUUAUGACUUAUUCUUGCUCGAUACAUCGCGUAAGUAUAAAUCCACGAAGACGAAUGUAUUGAUUUGCUAAGUGGAACUACUACUACAACUACAACUACUAUUAAUGUUUGUGAUUCUACUGUAAUUCAAAUAAAUACUGUCUCCACAACUGUAUCAAAAAUGCUGCCAUGUUAGUGCCUCAAGGUGCACGAUGCUAUAUUCUUCUGUGAAAAACUUUACAUGUUUGUUUAA
Molecule: messenger RNA, 2464 nt
Organism: Salvia hispanica
Lineage: Eukaryota; Viridiplantae; Streptophyta; Magnoliopsida; Lamiales; Lamiaceae
Gene: CKL10
Product: casein kinase I-like 10
Biological process (GO): protein phosphorylation
Molecular function (GO): ATP binding; protein kinase activity
Source: RefSeq, a predicted model, not a curated record